AGAGAAGGGGCCAGCGUCAUUGAGAGAUAGGAGUCCGAAUGAGUGAGCGUGCAUUUGAGAGUGCAGAAAGAGCUGUAAACAUUUUAGCCCGGAGGCUGGAUGGGAGGAGGGAUUUCCCUGACUUUGUGCCUUUUUCAAACUUUUUGUGCACUUGGAGCUGCACUCUGUGUCUUUCUCUGUCUGUGUAUAUGUGCGAGGUACAGGCAGGGGCUAUGCAAAGUGAGAGAAGUUGGAAGCAGGGGUAGGGGUGUACAAACCGUGGAAGAGAGAGAGGGGGAAAAAGGCAAACUACUCUGAAGGAAAGGAACCAUGCAAGUGGAUGCUGUCUUCUGCGGAGUCAGGUUACGCAAAAUGAGAAACUACUCCAAGAGCUCUUCAUCAGGGCUCACCCACCUCAGAAAGAAAAGUGACAGCAGGGCUUUAGGAGGUUACAGCCCAUCCACCCCUCCUCUUACAGGAACUGGCUUUUGACAGGCACUCUGCAGGGCGGCCUGCAACUUAAAGACCCCACCGGGCCAAUCUCCUGCCGUCCCCGAGCUGCUGUUGUUGCCAUGGUGACACGCUCAGAAAGAAUGUGUCCUGUGGUGAUGGUGAAAGAAAUCCUCUUGUUUCAAAGAUAUGGUGGAUGCCAGCUGCUAGCACCAUGACCGGUGGGAGGGCCCUGCUGCUCUGUACAAACACUGACAACUGUAUAUACCAAUCAGUCAACAGGCUCCAGUGCUGUGGCUUAAAGGUUGGGGAGGCUCCGUCGUCUGCGGUGCCCCAGUGCCAAGAGGUGUGCGGGUCACCAGGGGACAGAGACAGGAGGGACACUGCUGUGUCCACCAAGCGUCCCCUCUCCCCCUUACUCAGCUUGAGCGACAGCCUGGGUCCUCCUGACACCAUGCUGGCUCACAGGAGAGCCACCACCACCACCGACCCGCGGACUCCCAAUAUGGAGAAUGGGCUGUGUGGCAAGCUGAACCACACAAGACAACAAGACAACAAGAGUCCAUCGGGAGUCAAGACGGCCAGCAUCCGCGAUAAGAUCUCACAAUGGGAGGGCAAAAAGGAGCCUGCCCCACUAACUUCUACAGGGACAUGUCCACUGAGUACAACGCAGAAGGAAGUUGAGACAGUGAGGAAAAAGGAAUCCAAAGCUUCAGAGGUCCAAAGGACAGAUAGCAAGAGGUUUGUCAGCUGGGACAGACAAGACUCAGGGAAGGAGAAUGUUGGAAAGCUGGGGGAUUCGAGGCCUAAAUCUCCAGAAGGCCCAGCAAACAAGGACAGAGAAGUGAUCCUAGAGAAGGGAUUUCGGACUUCCAAGCCAGCAGAACAACCCCAAGACAAGAAAAGUGUUUUAACUCAUGUUAAGAAACUAGAGAAGGCAACAAAGGAGGUUCCAGACAGACCUUCACUGGCAUUUCCAGGGAAUUAUUUCUGUCCUCCUUCAAAGGAGGAGCUGGAGGAAACAGAAAAGAGGGCCAACGAGCCCAUUUUUGGGACUUUUGACGUGGCUCAGCCUGGCGGGUCGCGGAGGAGGAGGGAGGGGGAUCCAGAGAACGUAUACAGUGAGCCAGGUGCUCCGUCUAUAAACCCUCUACCUAAACCUCAGAGAACCUUCCAACACCACACACCCCCCACUACCCCAGCUUCAGGGCCUGGCUCGGGGAAGGGAAGAAGGAACUUGCCCCCUUUGCCCUCCAUUCCUCCUCCACCUUUACCCACGUGCCCACCACCUGGAGUUUGCAGGAGACCCUGGGCUGACAAACCCCGGGACAGCAGUAACAGGAAGUCCUAUGAAUUUGAGGAUCUGCUCCAGUCGUCUACAGAAAGCUGCAGGGUGGACUGGUAUGCUCAGUCCAGACUGGGCCUAACACGCGCUUUAUCAGAAGAGAAUGUCUACGAGGACAUAAUAGAUCCUCCAUCCAGGGAGAACCCCUAUGAAGAUAUAGAACUGGAGAGAAGUUGUUUAGGAAGCAAAUGUGUUUCACCUGCCUCCUCAUCUCCUGUCCCUGAUACGCCAACUAAGCUCUCCUCCAAGCCUGGCUUCUUCAGACAAAAUUCAGAACGGCGAAGCUUCAAGCUCCUGGAACUACGCAAGACAAGCAGGGACACUGGCAUCUCCUCUCCCUCCCGUAUCAGUCCCCCUCCACACCCAGCAGCCCCGACGACACCCCUGCCUCUCUGGAGACCCGUACAAUCGCAGACGGAGGAAAAUCCCAAGAUGGUGCUAAAAAUCAAUGGCAUCUUUGAGGCGCGGAGAGGGAAGAAACGCAUGAAGAGGGUGUCUCAGUCUACAGAGUCCAGCUCAGGGAGAGUGACAGAUGAGAACAGUGAGUCGGAAAGUGACACGGAGGAGAAACUGAAAGCUCACAGCCAGCGGCUGGUGUCAGUCCAGUCCAUGCUUAGGCAGACGGGGCGGUACCGGACCUUGGAGAGGGAUCUGAUGGAGUUGCAGGAGAGGAAACUCUUUGAGUAUUUCAUAGUUGUUGCACUCCACAAGACCAAAGCUGGAGUCCCAUACCUGCCAGAAGUCACACAGCAGUUCCCUCUGAAGCUUGAGAGGAGCUUUAAGUUCAUGCGGGAGGCUGAGGACCAGCUGAAGGUCAUCCCUCAGUUCUGUUUCCCUGACGCCAAAGACUGGGCGCCUGUUGAUAACUUCCCCAGUGAGACGUUCUCAUUUGUCCUGACUGGUGAGGAUGGAAGCAGGCGGUUCGGCUACUGUCGGAGAUUACUGCCCAGUGGUAAAGGCCGAAGGCUCCCUGAGGUCUACUGCAUUGUCAGCCGCCUGGGCUGCUUCGACCUCUUCUCCAAGAUCCUGGAUGAAGUGGAAAAGAGGAGGGCUAUCUCCCCUGCUCUGGUGCAGCCUUUUAUGAGAGGCAUAAUGGAAGCUCCCUUCCCUGCUCCUGGAAGGACCAUCACUGUCAAAAACUUCCUACCGGGCUCUGGGACAGAGGUGAUAGAGCUGUGUAGGCCGUCAGAUUCUCGUCUGGAACACGUGGACUUUGAAUGUCUCUUCUCUUCCUUGAGUCUACGUCUCCUUCUCCGAGUGUUUGCCUCUCUACUUCUGGAGCGCAGGGUCAUCUUCACUGCCGACAAACUCAGCACAUUGUCUCAGUGUUGUCAUGCAGUGGUGGCACUACUUUACCCCUUCACCUGGCAGCAUACGUACAUCCCUGUGCUCCCACCCUCCAUGUUGGAUAUUGUCUGCACCCCUACCCCCUUUAUAGUCGGCCUCCUCUCCAGCUCUCUGCCUCGACUCAAAGAGCUGCCCAUAGAAGAGGUCCUGGUUGUUGACCUCUGCAACAGUCGCUUCCUACGACAGCUGGAUGAUGAGGACUCCAUUCUUCCCCACAAGCUGCAGGCGGCUCUCGAGCAUGUGCUGGACAAGAGAAGGGAGCUGGCCUGUGAGAAAGGAGAUCUGCCCAAUGACUCCAACUCCCUUAGCACGGUGGUGUCAGAGGCCUUUGUGCGUUUCUUCGUGGAGAUGGUGGGUCACUACUCCCUCUUCAUGGGUGGAGCGGAGCGAGAGGAUGAGUCUGUCUCCUCCCCCACCUUGCCCAGCCCCUCUUCUUCCUCCUCCUCGUCUUUUCAGCGCGAGGCCUUUCGCAAAGCAGUCACAUCCAAGAGCUUGAGGAGGUUCUUGGAGGUGUUCAUGGAGACCCAGAUGUUCACUGGCUUCAUCCAGGAGAGGGAUCAGCGCAGGCAAGGCCUCAGAGGUCUAUUUGAGGUGAGAGCACAAGAGUAUCUGGACUCGCUGCCUGGGAGUGAGCAACGAGGAGUCAACAAAUUCCUCAAGGGUCUAGGAAACAAGAUGAAAUUCCUUUCCAAGAAAUGAUGCUUGGAAUCAUGGAUGUCAUCUGUGAAAGUAGGAUAAAGCAUGAAGCGGUGUGCAGUAAAAAAGAGGAAGACGUGCUCCUUGGACGUGGAGAACGUAGAGAUGGAGAUGUGUCAAGGAAGACUCUUGAAGUGAAUUAGACUCAUAGUUUGUGAACAUGAGGGAAUCUGGGGAAAGUUAGGGUUUAGUUCCUAGCUUCAUUAGCCAGUCAUUCCAUUAGUGUUGUGAAGGGUUUACUCAGCUUGGACCAAAACACCCCUCCAACACGAUAAAGCAAUGUCUAACAGUGUCUCGUUAGACUUUUCCCCAGGUUUUGUUGUUUUACCGAUUACAAUCAAUCCCUGCAGUGUAUUACUGUAUAGCACAGCACAGUGUAAAUGUUUUUAGGAACAGUGUCCUCCCUUUUCCGGUCACUGACUUAAACCUGUAAGAGGGAGCGUCACUGACAGUCCCAUUGUGUACAGUACUUUCCUAUGCAAUCCAUGUAUUUUCUAUAGAAGCUUUUAUAAAUACAAAUAGUACAACUUCUUCAUCAACAGGAGGCUUUUAAGUUAAUUUAUAUUCUUUUUAGAUAAACUUAAUCUCUUUUUUUUAUUUCCUUCAAAUCAGUGCAAAGAAAUCUCCUGUAGUUUGUAAUAGGCUUUAUUUAACAGAGUCUAGUCCAGACUGUUUGUAGAUCACUUUGGGUUGCUGGGUAAAUGUCCCACUGUUUUAAGUAAGUUAACUUUUAUUGGAAAAGGAAUGAGCACCAAAAAGAAAUCAAUGCAAAUACAUCUCUCACUUGCGUUUGAGUAUAGGGUUUGGAUAGACUCGAUGUUGAAGGAAGAUGUGUAUCUUAGGCCAAUCAGUAUCAAUGUGUUUCACAAAAGCAACUAUGUUUGCCUUAAACUUAAUUGAGAAUGCAAUGAAACUUUAUAAAUAAAAUGAUUUGAAUUUUUGAA
Molecule: messenger RNA, 4761 nt
Organism: Siniperca chuatsi (mandarin fish)
Lineage: Eukaryota; Metazoa; Chordata; Actinopteri; Centrarchiformes; Sinipercidae
Product: DENN domain-containing protein 2A
Exons: 21
Coding region: 626-3820 (1064 amino acids)
Biological process (GO): retrograde transport, endosome to Golgi
Cellular component (GO): actin cytoskeleton
Source: RefSeq, a predicted model, not a curated record